Molecule: messenger RNA, 771 nt
Organism: Striga asiatica
Lineage: Eukaryota; Viridiplantae; Streptophyta; Magnoliopsida; Lamiales; Orobanchaceae
Source: the annotation of a GenBank genome assembly
AUGGCCUCGCCCAACACAGAAGCACAGUCCAGCCAUGAACUCCUCGAUGCUCAAGCUCACGUGUGGAACCACACGUUCAACUUCAUCAACUCCAUGUGCCUCAAAUGUGCCAUCGAACUCCGCAUACCCGACGUUAUCCACCAACACGGCAAGCCAAUGGCCCUCUCUCAGUUAGCCGACGCCAUCUCCAUUCCCAGGGCCAAAUCCCAAUGCCUCCACCGACUUAUGCGCAUCCUCACGCACUCCAAAUUUUUCGCCAGAGUCCAAACAUCCAACGACGAGUGCUACGCCCUCACGCCAGCCUCGACACUCCUUCUCAAGGACAACCCUCUCGGCGUGGCCCCACUCGUGCGCUCCAUGCUGGAUCCAGCCUUGAUCGACACGUGGCACGACAUGGGAAAGUGGUUUCUGAACGACGGCGGGCCCACCCCGUUUUUUGCCAAGCACGGGAUGCCGCUGUGGGAGUACUUUGGGGCGGUGGAUGAGAGGGGGAACCGUACGUUUAACGAGGCCAUGGCGUGUGACGCGCGGCUAGUGGCGCGUGUGCUGUCGGGUGAGUGUAGGGGAGUUUUUGAGGGCGUGAGGUCGGUGGUGGAUGUGGGCGGUGGGACGGGGAUGGUGGCCAAAGGAAUCGCGAGUGCGUUUCCCGAGAUGGAGUGGAUAGUGCUGGACCUGCCGCACGUGGUUGAGGGGAUGGAAGGAGGUCCGAAUCUCGAGUAUCGUGAACUAAAGAGCGUUUUGUUAGGAAAUGAAUUGAUCAAGGAUUCGUGA